AUGGUCUCCCCAAGCCUCCCCAAGCAGCUGUCGACGGCACCGCCCGAGGUCGCCAACGUCAUGGUGUCGUUCCCAGACGCGCACGUCAUGCUUGUGACGCUCAACCGGCCAAAGCAGCUCAACGCCAUCGCUACACCCCAACACGCCGCCCUCGCCGGGCUCUGGCGCUGGUACGACGACGAGCCGUGGCUGCGGUGCGCGGUGCUGACGGGUUCGGGCCGCGCCUUUUGCGCCGGCGCCGACCUGCGCGAGUGGAACGGCAACCACCAGGCCACCAGCACCGACGACAAGGGGCAGCAGCCCCCGAGCGGCAGCCCCGUCGCGGCCGGCGGCUUCGGCGGCAUGGCCAACCGCGCCGGCAAGAAGCCCAUCGUGCUGGCGGUCAACGGGCUGGCCUUUGGCGGCGGCAUGGAGAUGGUGAUCAACGCCGACAUGGUCGUGGCGGCGCCCGACGCGCGCUUCGGCCUGCCCGAGGUCGGCAAGGGCGUCAUCGCGCUGGCGGGCGCGCUCCCGCGGCUGACGCGCGUCGUGGGCCGCCAGCGCGCGGCCGAGAUGGCGCUGCUGGGCCGCACGUCGUACUCGGCCGACCAGAUGCGCGACUGGGGGCUCGUCAACUUUGUGGCCGCCGACGCGGUGGCGGAGGCGUUGCGCGUCGCGGCCGAGCUGGCGGCCAACUCGCCCGACGCCGUCAUCGUCAGCCGCGAGGGCCUGCGGCUCGGCUGGGAGGGCGUGGGGCCCGAGCAGGCGGUCGAGAUGCUGGCGCGGGGCAUGUACGGCCGCAUCGACGGCGGCGAGAACAUGCAGGAGGGCGUGCGGAGCUUUGUGGAGAGGCGGAAGCCCGUGUGGAAGGACAGCAAGCUGUAG
Molecule: messenger RNA, 864 nt
Organism: Gaeumannomyces tritici R3-111a-1
Lineage: Eukaryota; Fungi; Ascomycota; Sordariomycetes; Magnaporthales; Magnaporthaceae
Product: carnitinyl-CoA dehydratase
Exons: 1
Coding region: 1-864 (287 amino acids)
Biological process (GO): fatty acid beta-oxidation
Cellular component (GO): mitochondrion
Molecular function (GO): enoyl-CoA hydratase activity
Source: RefSeq, a predicted model, not a curated record